UAAACAUAAGCCGGAAUACGUAUUGUCGCAUUGGGUGUCGCAAGUUGAGAGCUGUCCUCGCCUUGAAUUGUCUCGACAAGCUAUGAAGCAGGAUGCAAACACUGCAAACAAGCAACCCCACCGUCAUUAAACAUCUCAUUCAACCAUUUUCUCAAUUAUACUUACGCUCCCUUCGGAGUGCAUUUCGGGAGCUGCGGCAUGGAUCAUCAGGAGCUGGCAUAGUAACAAUCUAAUUAAUUUCUUGCUGGCAUGGCGGGUGCGAACGAUGAACCGCCCGCAGGAGUCCAUCAUUACUAUAGUAGAGAAGAAGUCCCUUCGGACAUCCAAAAUUACUGGGCUCAACGCUACAAGAUAUUUUCCAAGUAUGACGAUGGUAUCUGGUUGACUGAUGAUGCCUGGUUUGGCGUCACUCCCGAGCCAAUCGCAAAGAAAAUAGCACAGCAUAUGGCAGACUCUGCUCCAAAGGACAGAAGCAUACUUGUUGACGCUUUCGCUGGCGCUGGAGGUAACACCAUCGCCUUCGCGCUAUCCGGUAGAUGGAAGAGAAUAUAUGCCAUCGAGAAAGACCUUGCCGUUCUUCAGUGUGCAAAACACAAUGCCAAAGUGUAUGGCGUGGAUGACAAAAUUACUUGGUUUGAGGGUGAUUGUAUGCAAAUUCUCAAACAUCAGUUGAGUGUAUUGGCGUCCUACAGCGUCAUUUUUGCCAGUCCACCCUGGGGAGGUCCAGGAUAUCGUGCUGACGACGUAUUUGACUUAUCGACUAUGCAACCAUACUCUCUGGGUACUCUGUAUUCGGAGUUUUCUGCAUUCACCGACCAUAUGGCACUGUUCUUACCGCGAACCUCCGACUUAAGGCAGCUUGCGACAAUAGUGAAAGACGGAAAGAAAGCCUCAGUUAUGCACUAUUGUAUGGACGGGGCAAGCAAGGCGCUAUGUAUUUAUACUGGAGGCUUUAAUGAGAAAUGAAAGUGCUUUAACAUUUUCUGUAAUAUACUCCGUACUUAGGACAUAGUCAACUGGACAUUGAUUAUAAUCAAGAUAAAGUGAGAUUUGCAAGGUCGACUUCGAGAUUUUGUCCGGAGUAUUAAGUAGCCCAUGAAUUACCCACUGAAUAAAACGUGCGUCGAAUAAAGAUCUAACACAGCCAUUCCCCUAUUAUUAUUCAGUGAAUCGCGUUUGCGGAGACAUCCAUGCAUGGGUU
Messenger RNA from Blastomyces gilchristii SLH14081, 1201 nucleotides. RefSeq names its product RNA methylase. Gene Ontology annotation, molecular function: RNA cap trimethylguanosine synthase activity. The transcript has 4 exons. Gene Ontology annotation, cellular component: nucleus. NCBI's taxonomy places the organism in Eukaryota, Fungi, Ascomycota, Eurotiomycetes, Onygenales, Ajellomycetaceae. Gene Ontology annotation, biological process: 7-methylguanosine RNA capping; 7-methylguanosine cap hypermethylation. The record is from RefSeq and is a predicted model, not a curated record. The coding region runs from base 250 to 966 and encodes 238 amino acids.